UGAUAGUCAGUAACAAUUUGGAAAUAAACAAUUAUAAACAGUGAAAAUUAUCCGCUAAACAUAACUGUUCGAACGCGAAGCGGUUAGUUCCCAUUUCGUCGCGCGCUUGCUUACAAGCACUAAUACAGCUACGUGCAUUAGCGGCUUCGGGUUCGCUGCACUUGCGCUUGCAUACCAAAAAAAAAUCAAACGGUUGGUUCUUCGAUUCUUCUUUGUGCUUUGCUCGCUGCUGCCUGUCGAAAAUGGAUGAGUCUAAUGACGUGCCGGAAAACAGGGUGUCUUUUUACAAACUAAAGGCACUCUCAAUAUACAACAAAGCCGUUUCACUUCGAGAGACGAUAUUGAAUGAUGAAAACAACCCAAUCAGUGAAGAUGCGCUAAGUGUUCAUUUAAAAUUCUUGGAAAAAAUGUCCGACUCAUUUAAUGUUACUCAUUCUAAUUUAGAAGAGCUUGAUGUAAGCGAAAUUGGCAGCGACUUAAGCAACAAUUUUGAGGAUUUGGCGAUGGAAAUCGAAGUUCGUAUUCGCUCAGCACUCCGCAGGACUACCCAGAACAUGCCGCAUCACUCAACGAUACGACCCGAGCUCAACGUUACUGCCUCCGGAAAUGUACGGUCACGAUAUCAUAUUCCUGACAUUAAACUUCCCACUUUCCGUGGAGGUUAUACUGAGUGGGCAGACUUUUACUCGAUGUUUAGCACAGUAAUAGAUCAGGAGCCCUUUCUAUCAAAGAUUGAGAAGUUCCAGCACCUGCGCUCAUGUUUGGAUGGACCUGCCCUGGAGGCUGUUCGCUCUUUGGAAGUAUCGGAGAGCAAUUAUGAUAUUGCAUUGGACAUUUUAAACAAUCGUUUCAAUAAUAAACGUUUAAUCUUUCAGGCACACGUCGCUGAGAUUCUGAGGCAUGAGAAGGUUGAAGAUGGGUCAACUACAAAGCUACGUACUUUAUCGGACAAGCUUCAUUCUCACAUGAGAGCGCUUAGAUCGAUGGGUACCAUGGAGGAAAUAGCUGGAUGCAUCAUCGUUCACUCCACAUACAAGUAUCUCGACUCUGAUACCAGGACCAAAUGGGAGGAGCUGUCGCCCCCUAACGUCAUACCAACAUGGGACCAUUUUUCGGCUUUUUUGGAGAGGAGAUGUCAAGCCAUGGAGACCAUGGAUCAAGCUAUGUUGAUUCAAAUCCAUAGCAGUCAGCUGCACUCGCUUUGGAAACCUUUCGCCAUCUUUGCGUCUUAGAGAGGCAAGGAAGCUUAGAGUUUGCUUCAACUGUUUGAAGAAGGGACAUCGGAAUACCUCCUGCAGUUCAGGCUCUUGUCGCACAUGCGGUGAAAAGCAUCAUACCCUUUUACAUAUCAACAAUCCGCUGCCUACGUCAGUUAACACGGAACCUGCAAACGCUACUACGUC
This is a messenger RNA of Drosophila pseudoobscura, 1403 nucleotides long. RefSeq lists its product as uncharacterized. Bases 243 to 1232 code for a protein of 329 amino acids. The record is from RefSeq and is a predicted model, not a curated record. The transcript is spliced from 3 exons. Lineage: Eukaryota; Metazoa; Arthropoda; Insecta; Diptera; Drosophilidae.